AUGAAAUCAUCUCAGCAACCACAAGAACAAGAACAUCGUUUGAAACAAGAGAGUAAUGAAGAUCAACUUUCAAGUGAUGAUGAUGGUAAUAGUCUGAUCGUUUUGUACCCUUCUUCUUCUUCUCGAAGACCAUCCACAACAUCAACAACUGCUUGCGUCACUCACCAUCAUUCCACAAAGGAGAAUUCAUUAAAUUCUCCUCAUCACAACAUCAACAGCGGUGAAUCGUUGAAGGACUACCCGGCGACUGCGAUACUUCAAAGAAUGAUUUCCAAUGAAAAGAGAAUGGCGAGGACUUUGGGUAUCAAGUCUGCUUCGGAAUUUUGCUUUGGAAGAGGUCACAACCAACAACAACAACACCAUCACUAUCGUUAUCGAACAUUGGGUCUGCACUCACAUCCUCAUUCUCAAAAUGCCAGGUCAGCAUCUCAAUCAGUGACCACAGGAAUGAAAGGACUCUUGGAAUUUCCUCUCUCUCGUUCUUCAGCGGUGAAUGUGACAUCGACUCACCAGCAGAGAUCCCUCAGCGGCAUCUACGGAAGAAUGGUGAAAAAGUGUCCUGUUCUUGAUUCGCCCAAAAUUAUUAAUACAGAACCACCUCAAAAGUCCGCUACAACCACUUAUUCUCCGCAACAGUCCCAGACCACACACCAUUCCUGCUCCUCCUCCUUCUCGCCGUUACCACCAUCAUCACUACCUUCCACAAGUUCAACUAACACCCCAACUACCAUCCCAAUCACCACCACUCCUAAUACAACAACAGCACGAGCAACAACCACUCAGUCAUCCUGCAAGAACAAUUUCCCACAAACUCCAAACUCUCCUUCCUCCCAAAGAUGCUCUUUUGACUCUAAAAUUAACAUGCUUUUUUCAUGUACAGAUGAGGAAAUGAACGAAGAGUCUCUUCCUCAAGAAACAUUUAAGCAACCAUACUCGAAACCAGUCACAUCCAUCAUCUUUGAAGAAAUUGACACCGAUUUUAACCCUAAGAAACGAAAACAAGAUAACGAAACGCAACAAGAUGCAAGUUCCUCCUUACCAUCCUUCACUUCAAGUCAACUCAAAUUCAAGAAACAAAAAUCCAUUGAUGAAAUUACUGCUGAAAAUAUGUAUGAAAGUUUGCUGAAUCAGUGUCGAAAGAAUUACAUUCCUCAGUUGGAGAAAAUGAAUGCACUUGCAUCUGAAUUGAUUGAAUCUCCAAAUGAAGAAGACACUCAGGAACCGUCAUGUGAAGUGGUGCCUAUUCUCUCUCGACACCAACUGGAUCUUGUUGUGGGAGAGAAAUUGUGCGCCAUUACAGGUCCCAUGACUUCUCAAGACAAGUCCAUUAUCAAGUUUAUUGAAAACAAUCCUAUUAAUGACUUUUUAUUAGAAUUGUUGGAAAAUAAAAAGUUUAAUGGGUUUUAA
Naegleria fowleri is the source of this 1407-nucleotide messenger RNA. RefSeq lists its product as uncharacterized. Bases 1 to 1407 code for a protein of 468 amino acids. The record is from RefSeq and is a predicted model, not a curated record. Lineage: Eukaryota; Heterolobosea; Eutetramitea; Acrasida; Naegleriidae. The transcript has a single exon.